Xiphias gladius (swordfish) is the source of this 3222-nucleotide messenger RNA. Its product is annotated as ADAMTS-like protein 2. The record is from RefSeq and is a predicted model, not a curated record. The coding region runs from base 55 to 3114 and encodes 1019 amino acids. Gene Ontology annotation, biological process: extracellular matrix organization. Gene Ontology annotation, molecular function: metalloendopeptidase activity. NCBI's taxonomy places the organism in Eukaryota, Metazoa, Chordata, Actinopteri, Istiophoriformes, Xiphiidae. The transcript has 22 exons. Gene Ontology annotation, cellular component: extracellular matrix.
GGGAGCGGAGGUAAGGGGAGGGGAAGAGUUGUCGGUCCAUGACAUGAAUGAACCAUGUUCGGUAACAGAGGGUUAGCUCUCCCGGUUUGCUCCUUUCUCCUGCUACACCUCCCGGUUCUCCCGCUAACGAACAACUGGCCCAUUAAGGACAGAAGUGAAGGGAGGGUGGAGCAGCGUAACAUCUAUCUACAAUCACACAGCCAUGGAAGUCUGAAUGUCAAACAGACAAGCAACAAGGAGGAUGUGUUUCAGUGGUGGGGGGAGUGGUCCAGUUGGUCCUCUUGUUCCAGGAGCUGUGAAGGAGGAGUGAGGAGUCAGGAGAGACACUGUCUCAUACAGAGGCUGUCCACCACACAGAACAUAAACAUCCCAUAUUGUGUUGGCUCUCCUAAACAGUACCAGCUCUGUCCAAACCAGCCCUGUCCCAGCCCUAGUGUUAGCUUCAAACAGCACCAGUGCUCCCAAUUUAACUCUAAAGCCUUUGGAAGAAGGUACUACCAGUGGAUACCUCUUUACCCAGCUGAUUACAUCAGCAUCUCCAACAAGCCAUGUGACCUGCAGUGUACAACAAUCAGUGGUGAGCGACAGCUCCUAGUUCCUGCCCACGAUGGUACAUUCUGCCGUGAUACUAAAUACCAUGGAGUCUGUAUAGAAGGAAUAUGUCAGCCUGUAGGUUGUGAUGGGGAAUUGUACAGCAGUAAGACAGUGGACAGAUGUGGAGUAUGUGGAGGCAAUGGGGCAUCAUGCCAGCGCAUCUCUGGAUCAUACAGGAAGGCACUCACACAGUUAGGCUAUGUGUUCAUCACCAACAUACCAGCUGGAGCAACAGACAUUCAGAUCAUAGAGAGACACAAGACUGAGAACAUCCUGGCCCUGUCAGAUGAAGCUGGUCAUUUCUUUUUCAAUGGAAACACUGUGUUUGACAAUCCUCAAAACUUCCGCGUGGUGGGAACAGUGUUUAAAUACCGACGUCCAAGCAGUGUGUUCUCUGAUGGGCUGGAGUACAUCAUUGCCCAGGGGCCAACACUGCAGGGCCUCAAUGUUAUGUACUACAACUUGAAUGGGAAGCUCCCUCACAUCACCUACGAGUACACCAUCCCCUUCAAGUCUUAUGACAUCACUGCUGCAGAGGGCGUCACUACACGCCCUGGCCACCCCCAUCUUAACUUCACCUAUAAUGAGGUAAAUGAGGAUGUCAGACGGGAUCAGGCUAGGUUGACAAACCAAAGCAGAGGGAGUGUGACAUCUUUCCAUCACUACAACACCCAGCUGAGAGCUGAUGAUCAGUCAGAUAUCCAGCUGCAGGGAGAAGAGGAGAGGAAAGUUGUGUGGGAAAUCCGGACACCAAGCCCUCCACCGCCAGCGGCCAUGUUGGUCUAUAGACCAGCUGUCACCACUCAUGUGUUCAGCCACAAUGAUGUGGAAGAGCAGGGACAUCUUGCACCAUCUGGCUACAGGAGUUCCUCCAAUUCAAUUGACGAGCCGUCCACUGCUGAUGACAACACUCUAGUGCUCUCUUUCCCAGGUAGUCAAAGCGUUCAUUCUGCAGCCCUGCCUGAAGAGGCCCCCUAUCUGCUGCUGAAGAACCUACAAUACAACCAGACACACUCCAACACGCAUUCCCUCACACAGUCAAACACAUACUCCGUUAAACACACACUCAAAGAUCCACAUUCACCAUCAGAAACACAUGCUGAAACAUUGUCAUCCACAGACACAGAAACACACUCAGACACAUUCAAGGUUACUGACACACUCUCUGCCACACAUAUAGAAAUAGAACCUGACAAAAACUCAGACACACACACUGUCAUCUUGGUACAGCUGCAACAGGUGUCUGCAGUCAAGACAGCCAACACAGAGAGCAAUGACUUUGAUGUGGGUCUGGACCCAGAUAUUAGUCUGGCAGACAUGUAUCGCUGGAAAGUUUCUGCUUAUGCUCCCUGCAGCUCCACCUGUACAACAGGUAUCACCACUAACUAUGCCCUGUGUGUUCGGUAUGAUGGCACAGAAGUCGAUGACAGUUACUGUGACUCUCUGACCAGGCCAGAGCCCACACAUGAGUUCUGCACUGGAAAGGAAUGUCCUCCAAGAUGGGAGACCAGUGGUUGGAGUGAGUGUUCUCGAACCUGUGGUGAGGGUGUUCAGUACCGCACUGUGCGCUGCUGGAAGAUGCUGUCACCAGGUCUGGACUCCUCUGUCUAUGAUUCAUUGUGUCUGUCACAUGACCUGCACAAACCAGCGAAUAGAAAGGUCUGCCUUGGCCAGAGCUGUGGACCACAAUGGGAGGUGUCUGACUGGUCAGAGUGCUCGGCACGUUGUGGCUCUCGGGGUGUUCGGACUCGGGAGGUUCGUUGCUCCAUGGAAAUGAGACUAUGUAACAAGUCCUCUCAGCCAAUAGAAAGUCAACAAUGUGAGGCCCCUCCCUGUGACAGAAGAUGGACAGUUUCUGACUGGGGACCUUGCUCAGGUGUGUGUGGAGAGGGAAGAAUGGUGCGUGCAGUGACAUGUCGAUCGUCAAGUGGGCUAGUGAUGUCAGACGAGCAGUGUGACCAAUCACUGCGCCCACUGGCCAUCUAUCCCUGUGGUGACAGAAACUGCGCCCCCCACUGGGUUGAACAGGAGUGGCAACAGUGUAACGCUACCUGUGGCCGUGGGGUGCGGCAGCGUCAGGUGGUGUGUGCUGGGCUGGAAAGUGGUGUGUUCAAAGAGUUUCCAGACAGUAGCUGUGACCAAACCAACAAACCAGAGACCAGCUCCUCCUGCUUCCAGAGACCCUGCUCCAAAUGGUUCAUCACAUCCUGGUCCCAGUGCAGUAAAACCUGUGGGAGUGGUGUCCAAGUUCGAGAAGUCAAGUGUUACCAGGGAGAGGAGCUGGUAACCAGGGGCCACAGCUGCAACUCUGCCCUCAAGCCAGAAGCCAGACAGAGCUGUGAAAUCCAGAGCUGUCCAACAGAAGCACCAGUAGCAGCCCCAGCAGCAUCAAUAGCAGUAGAUGACUUCUGCCAAGAUAAGCCAACAGCCAACUGUGCCCUAGUCCUAAAGGUGAAACUGUGUUCCCAUUGGUACUACAGAAAGGCCUGCUGCCAGUCCUGCAAGGCACCGAGACCCUGAAGUCAAACAUUGAAAAAGACCAGCAGUUCCAGAGAGAAGAUGCCUCUUAAAGCUUCUGUGUCACUAUUAGUAGUGAUGUUUGUGUGGUGUGGGGAAGAAUGUGUGUGU